AUGGCAAGUCUAAGCGGAAAUACUAACGUUCUAAUGAUUGCAGUACUUAAACCUGACCGGGAGGUGCAGAAGUUCGAAUUCUUCCGGGAGAAUCUUAUCAAUUGGUACAAGUUCAAUUUCAAGUCCGCAGGAAUAGCACUUUUCUUCUUGGGAGUAGUGCCGGUGACUUUGGGAUGGAUUGGAUACAAGUAUCAGACAAUAAACAUGAUAGCAGCCAGGAGGGACAAGCCAGUCUACGAUAAUGAGUGGGUUCCUAGGAAGUGA
Molecule: messenger RNA, 264 nt
Organism: Brettanomyces bruxellensis
Lineage: Eukaryota; Fungi; Ascomycota; Pichiomycetes; Pichiales; Pichiaceae
Exons: 1
Coding region: 1-264 (87 amino acids)
Source: RefSeq, a predicted model, not a curated record